Molecule: messenger RNA, 3488 nt
Organism: Toxotes jaculatrix (banded archerfish)
Lineage: Eukaryota; Metazoa; Chordata; Actinopteri; Toxotidae
Product: collagen alpha-2(VI) chain-like
Exons: 28
Coding region: 148-3273 (1041 amino acids)
Source: RefSeq, a predicted model, not a curated record
UGACUGAGCCCGCUGAUACGGGACCCUUGUGAUUGAGAUGAUUAUCUGUAGUUUACAGUCUGUGGAAAUUGCUUGAGUUUCCUGAGGUUUCAAGUCGCAGCUUGGAUUCCCUCAUUCUCAGUACUGUGGCCGCGGGGUUGCAGGAAAAUGGGGAUGAUUUCAGGGUUCAUUUUUUUGUGCAUGCUCCAAGCUGCAAUCCCUCAGCGUCUGGACCCUCGUGGACCCAGGCCAAUACCUGGGCGAGGUGACAGUCCAGAACCAACUCCACUUCCAUUGCCACCUGAGCCCACACCAAGACCUAAAGGUUGUGAGACCAGGAUUAUCGACUGUCCCAUCAAGCUGUUUUUCACCAUCGACACGUCAGAGACCAUCGCCUUACAGGAGUCCCCGCCUGGUAUCCUGGUGGAAAACAUCAAGGAGUUCACCAAGAUCUUUGCACAGAGGCUGGCUGAUGAGGAGUACAAGGGCCAGAUCCAGAUCAGCUGGUCCAUCGGAGGCUUGCAUUUCUCCCAAACCCAGAUUGUCUUCAGCCAGUUCACAACCAGGGAGAACUUCAUCAGGAAUCUUGGUGGGAUCAGAUACCUGGGCAAAGGCACCUACAUCGACUGCGCCCUGAAAAACAUGACCCACCAAAUGACCCAACACUACGCAGGGACAAAGGCCGUCCUUUUCUCUGUGGUCAUCACCGACGGCCACGUGACAGGAAAUCCAUGUGGGGGGAUCAAGGUCAUGGCAGAGAGGGCCCGGGAGAAAGGGAUCCAGAUUUUCUCAGUGGCAGCGUCCAGAUCCAUUGAUGAAUUAGGGAUGAGAGAGAUAGCCAGCUCUCCCAUUGAACUUUAUCGUGAUGACUACAUAGCUGUGGACAUUGUUGACGGGCGACCGAAAAUCAAGACUGAAUCCAUCGAUCGUAUCAUAAAAGCCAUGAAAUAUCAAGCGUAUUUACAGUGUUACGAACAUAAAUGCUUUGAGACUCCUGGGAUCCCUGGACCAAAAGGUUCUCCAGGUCAAAAAGGCGCAAAAGGAGACAGAGGUCAGGUUGGGCCAAAAGGCCAAAGGGGUAAACAGGGUGAUCCUGGUAUUGAAGGUCCUAUCGGACGACCUGGUCCAAAGGGAGAGAUUGGUCUGAAAGGUGAAAAGGGUGAAAUUGGAACAAGUGGAGCAAAGGGAGUGACUGGAGUACUUGGCAGAAAUGGAACUGAUGGCCAGAAAGGUAAAAUUGGUCGAAUUGGAGCCCCUGGUUGCAAAGGUGAUCCAGGUGACAAGGGACCAGACGGCUACCCUGGAGAAAUUGGUGACACUGGGCCACCUGGUGACAAAGGAGAAAAGGGUGACCUUGGGCUCCCUGGGAGGCCGGGUCCUCCUGGUCCUGAGGGAGAACGAGGACCACAGGGUGAAAGAGGAAAUCCUGGAAAUCCAGGGUCACCAGGAGAAAAAGGAAGUCCGGGGCCCAGAGGCUUACCUGGACUACAAGGGGAAGAGGGAAGGAGGGGAAACGCUGGGGCAAAGGGAGCACCAGGACCUGAUGGGCCAAAAGGAGAGAAAGGAGAACGAGGGCCACUGGGAGACAGAGGUCGAUACGGGGAAGACGGACUCAAGGGCGCAAAGGGAGACCAAGGACUACCAGGACCGAGGGGUCAGCCGGGAGAACCAGGGCCCCUGGGAGCAAAUGGCACCAGGGGAAAUCCAGGAGAUGCUGGACCAAGGGGAGACUCUGGGCCCCCUGGACCAAGGGGAGACAAAGGAAGACAGGGAUUCAGCUAUCCUGGACCAAGAGGACCCACUGGAGACAGAGGUGAUCCAGGCAGGAGAGGACCUAGGGGCAGCAGAGGCGAAUGUGGCGCCAAAGGAGAUCGUGGAGACAAAGGACUACCAGGAGAGGCUGGUGAACCAGGUCAGCUGGGUGAGCCAGGAGAGAGAGGACCCAGAGGGGAACCUGGAACUGAUGGGGACCCAGGGCCAAUGGGCGAUCCUGGGCUAACUGACUGUGACGUCAUGACUUAUGUCAGGGAAACGUGUGGUUGUUGUGACUGUGAGAAGCGCUGUGGAGCUCUGGACAUUGUAUUUGUAAUUGAUAGCUCAGAGAGUGUUGGGCUUACAAACUUCACCCUGGAAAAGAACUUUGUUAUCAACACCAUCAACAGGCUGGGCUCUAUGGCCAGCGACCCAGCGUCACCAACCGGAACAAGAGUGGGAGUUGUGCAGUUCAGUCACAACGGGACCUUUGAGGCCAUUCGUCUCGACGACGCAAACAUAAACUCCAUGUCUGCCUUUAAAACGGCAGUGAAGAAUCUACAGUGGAUUGCUGGGGGCACCUUCACGCCAUCGGCUCUCAAGUUUGCCUAUGAUACCCUCAUCAGGGACAGCAAGAGAGCCCAAGCCAAAGUUUCAGUGGUGGUGAUCACAGAUGGCCGUUUUGACCCACGCGAUGAUGAGGAUCUGCUCAAGUACCUUUGUGACGACGACAACGUGGUGGUGAAUACCAUCGGGGUUGGUGAUAUGUUUAAAAAGGAACAGGAUGAUGAGAUCCUGGUGUCGAUAGCGUGCGGCAAGAAGGAACGUGUCACGGGUAUGAAGAAUUACAUUGACUUGGUGGCUGAGGACUUCAUAGAAACAAUGGAGACUGUGCUCUGCCCGGAGCCAGAAAUUGUGUGCCCUCAUCUUCCCUGUAAAAGUGAACCUGCUGUUGCUCCAUGUGUCGAGCGGCCGGUGGAUUUGGUGUUUCUGUUAGAUGGCUCGGAGCGCCUUGGUCCGGAGAACUUCCGGAUUGCCCGUGAAUUUGUGCAGAAGGUGGCAGACAGAAUGGUGCUAGCCCGGAGCAGAACUGAUCGUAUGCGAGCCCGCUUAGCACUAAUAGAGUUCGGCAACAACAACCACACCAUAGCCUUCACACUCACGCACGAUCCUGCCAUCAUCGCUGACAGCAUGGCACGCUUGCCUUAUCUGGAUUCUUCCUCGAGCGUGGGGCCUGCCAUCAUCCACACCAUCGACGUCAUCUUGGGUAAAGGAAAUGCUCGCCUUACAAGACGCAACGCAGAGAUUUCGUUUGUUUUUAUCACCGACGGCAUCACUGACACCACAAACCUGGAGGAGGCGGUAAGUGCGAUGCGUGGGGCACAGGUUGUCUCCACAGUGAUAGCAACCGGAAGUGACGUAGACCAAGAAGUCCUGACGAAGCUGGCUAUGGGUGACCAGGACGCCAUCUUUAAAGUAAAAGACUUUUCCGAUGUGUCCCGGUCCAGUUUGUUUGACCGUUUCAUCCAUUGGGUAUGUUAAAGAGACAUGAAUAUCAUACUGGUGCUACUGCUGUUAAUCUGGCAUUUUAAACAUGAGAUACUGAUUUACUAUGAUUCUACUAUGCACUGUACAAUUUUCACGUCGUCACCGCAACUGUAAUCAUGCUCAGUAAUUUGAAAACAUAGUACAAAGUUGAGCAUUCUUCAACCAUUAAGCCUUACUGAUCAAAGACAAUAAACACGGAAUUUAUUGGA